CGUCAUAUUGCAAUGAGUCUGUCCGGCCCCAUGAAUGCACAACAGCAGCGGUAAGCAGCUGGUGGACUCGAUUGAUGCCAAUUUAUCUCUCAACACGUGACACGUCCGGUCUCUCCAAUCCAACAAUAACAGCGUAUCUCGCAGCAGUCAAGAAACACACACAGGCCCUCUACUCAUCAGCUACAAGUACACCUGGUGUGUGUUUGUGAUGGGCUGUCUGCAUCUCGGGCACAGCCGUGAGUCGCCAGUCUGCACACCCCAUCCAUCCAUCCUCCACAUGAUAUCCAUCCAUUGCAAAUCAGUGCAACUCAUCUGGCCAUCCAUGCCUUCCCCUUGGCGUGCUGGCUGUCCUGAAGAGCCUCCCUCCACUGGCAGUGCUGUGGUUCUUUCUACUGGGUGCUGUUCGGCUGGGCGGCGUCAUGUGUGCGGCGAGCGGGUCGGACUGAUCUGCUGCUGGCUGCGAUUCAACGGACAGCACAGCAUGUGAGUGAUGGAAAUGAAUGAUGGUCUUCUUGCGUGGUUGUAUGGUCGAUGUGAUGGAAAUGCAUGGCAACCAGCUGCGGAGCUGCUGACAUACGUCGAUGAUCCAUCCAGUUGAGCGAGGCCGAACAGCCGUGCGAAUGAAUGGGAAGCAUCGACUGACUGCAUCGAGAGGGGCGCGAGGACAUCUGAAUGGAAAUGCAAACAUACAUACAUGGGUUCUUACAUCCCAACAGGUUCCCACCCAUGAACAAACAUACUGACCGUAUCACGUCAGUCAGUCAGUCAGUCAGUCAGUACAUGCGUUUUGGUUCUUCUUCGUCAUUCAGUCAGUCAGUCGCUUUGAUUGGGUGCGAACACGCGCGCGAUGCGGUGGAAGGCACGUCUGAGCGGCCCCUCUUGACUCAUGGUAUCAGCAUCUGAACCAAGCAAUGAAAACAAACAGCCAACAGGGCCAAUGCGAUAUGCAUACAGACAUCUCGUAUGUAUCCGUUUCACUUGUCUGGGCGUUGGACGGUGUGGCGGUGGCCGUGGCAGCCUGACAGGCAGCGUCAGUGGGCCAUGGCGCCAUCUGCUUGAUGACGAUUGGGUGCCAAGGGUCUUUGGAGCUCCCCUCUGUGCCAAACACCUCGGCAAUGGUCUGGCUGUCCUGCGCGUCCUCGUGACCAACGAACACCACAUCACUCAGCUUCGUGCCCCACCUGAUUGCCAAGAGGAAGCAGACACGUACACGAGACACAUACAGUACGUCCGUACACUUCGCAUGCAUCGGAUGAUCAGUCAGUCAGUCAGUGACUGACAGUUGCUUACCAGAUGGCUCCAUACUCGAGGAGCAGCAUCUUGAGGUCUUCCACGGUUCGCAGGCCCUCCGUGAUAUACCCCUCCAUGGCCUCCUAGCCUGAUCUUGGGUCCUCGCUCCACGUGAACAUACGAUAUGCAUCCUUUCCUUCGCAAUCGCCACCUGCGAGCAAAGAGAGAGAGAGGGAGGGAGAGAGAGUUGAAACGAUAGGAUCUGCAUCUCCCAUGGCCCACCUGCAGCUCCCAUGACGUGCCAAGAAGUACUGACAAGAUCCGCUGCCAUCCGCCAGCAGUCGAGAGGACGACUGACUCGAGGGACUCGUCUCGCCCUCUCGUCGGCCGAGUGCCUCACUCUCGCAACGCACAGCUGUCCGACAAGGCGCACAAACAAAACGCCGCACUUUGGCCUCUUCG
Messenger RNA from Vitrella brassicaformis, 1692 nucleotides. NCBI's taxonomy places the organism in Eukaryota, Vitrellaceae. The record is from the annotation of a GenBank genome assembly.